Molecule: messenger RNA, 675 nt
Organism: Botrytis deweyae
Lineage: Eukaryota; Fungi; Ascomycota; Leotiomycetes; Helotiales; Sclerotiniaceae
Exons: 3
Coding region: 1-675 (224 amino acids)
Biological process (GO): endoplasmic reticulum to Golgi vesicle-mediated transport; intracellular protein transport; Golgi organization
Cellular component (GO): endoplasmic reticulum; COPII-coated ER to Golgi transport vesicle; endoplasmic reticulum-Golgi intermediate compartment
Source: RefSeq, a predicted model, not a curated record
AUGCGCACAUCUCUCCCCCUCAUUGGGGCCGCUAUCUCCGUCCUCCUUGCCCCAGUUCAAUCCCUCUACUUUUAUAUCGACGGCUCAGCACCCAAAUGUUUCUUCGAGGAAUUACCCAAAGAUACAUUGGUAGUAGGUCAUUAUACCGCUGAGGAAUACGAUGAAAAUACAAGACAAUGGAGUAAACAUGAUGGAUUAAACAUUUUUAUUUCUGUAGAUGAAGUCUUCGAUAACGACCACAGAGUAGUCUUCCAAACCGGUUCAUCUUCAGGUCGUUUCACCUUCACAGCCGCCGAUUCUGGCGACCACAAAAUCUGCUUUACUCCCUCCUCCACCUCUGGCUCUAGCAAUUGGCUCAGCGCAUUACAUUCAAAUGGCGGUAUCAAAUUGACUCUCGAUAUGGCAAUUGGUGAGACGAGUCAAAUUGAAAGUGACGAUAAGGGAAAAAUCAAUGAUAUUGUGCAAAAGGUUAAGGAUUUGAAUGGCAGAUUGCAGGAUAUUAGAAGGGAACAGGUUUUCCAACGGGAACGUGAAGCCGAAUUCCGCGACCAAUCCGAAUCUACCAACGCGCGUGUCGUCCGCUGGACACUAAUCCAACUCGUCGUCUUGGGAAUCACUUGCGCAUGGCAACUUUCGCAUCUGCGAUCCUUCUUCAUCAAGCAGAAAUUGACUUAG